AUUACAAGCAUGAUGGCAUCCCAAACUACUCUUAAAAAGAAAUUUGUGGAGCUUCGGGAAGCAAAGCAAAUUCAGCCAAGCUCACUCUCCAAGAUCCAAAAGGCUCCAGAAUAUCUCCGAAAUAGAAAUGAUUUUGAGAAGAAAUUCACACCCAAGUUGGUGUCAAUAGGUCCCAUCCAUCAUGACAACAAAAAUCUCAAGUUAGGAGAGAACUAUAAGCUUAAUUGGGCAACAAAUUACAUCCAAAACACCCCACACACUCCAGAAUUUUUACACGCAAUAAUUGCCGAUAAAAUUCAUGAACUAAUGGAUCUUUUUGCAGACGAUGUUUUAGCUUUAGCCAAUAACGCAGAGUCUCUAAAAGGCUUCAGCAGCCUUGAAGAAAAGCUGUCAUGGCUGUUGUUCGUGGAUGGAUGUUUUUUGCUGUAUAUUUUGAUGAGUCUGGAUGCGGAGCAAGUUGCUGAACUGGAACAUGUGGAUAUUAUGGUUGAUCAAUUUGAAGAUAUUGAUUUGGCAAAUCAGAAUAUUAAGGUUGAUCAACUUGCGCUUGUGAUGAAUGAUGCGAUGUUGUUGGAGAAUCAGCUUCCAUAUCAAGUACUGAAGUUGUUGUGGAAAAAUGACAACGAGGAUGAAUUGAUAAGAACUAUGGAGACUUUUCUCAAAUGUUAUCAGCCCACACUGGACAUUCAACAAAAAUUACCAAAUGAGCCACAGCCACCAACUCAUCUUCUUGAUCUUCAUCGUAAAAUCAUCCUCACUAAAUCUAAUCGCAAGAAGAAGCAAAGAAUUGUGAGGCAUUCAAUAGCAAGCAUGGAGAUGCCACACUGGAAUAUACAAUAUCUAAGAGAAAUAGGAAUAAAUCUUAAAUCAAGUCAGUCACAAAGUCUAACAGACAUAUGUUUCUCGGAGAGUAGGUUUGCUGCGGAAUUGACUCUUCCUAAGAUUCUUAUGGUCAAUUCCACCACUGCUUCUUUGUUGAAUCUGAUAGCAUAUGAGAUGUGCCCAGAUUUUAUGAACAACUACGGAAUAUGUUCAUUCUUGGGUUUCAUGAACACGCUCAUUGACAAUGCCGAAGAUGUGAAGAUAUUGAGAUCAAAAGGUAUUUUGGGUAAUUUACUCGGGAGAGAUGAGGAAGUUGCUGAACUUUUCAAAAACAUUGGUGCUGACUUGGUAUGUAACCCAUUUUUAUAUUCUGAAGUUGUAGCUAAAAUACACGAACAUCAUCGCUAUAAAAUAUGUAAGAUUUGGUUAGCGCAAGCUUAUCACAUUUAUCUCCGCAAUAAUCCUUUGGCUAUCACUGGUUUCUGUGCUGCGGUUACUGCACUUUCUCUCACUUUCCUUCAAACAUGGUUAUCCAUUUUCCCGCCCUCAAGAUAGCUUAAAAACAUGGUUUGCUCUAGAAUUGUCUUCUUGUCAGGAAAACUACUCUACUUCUCAAAGGAUUGUAUUGAACUUUUUUUUAAUCACUUCUUGUGUCUUCACUAUGAGAAUCUCAAAUGAAGAGUGAUUUUUGUUUUGUGCGUGACUUAUUAAUUUUUAUUUUUAAAGAGGUGUGUAUUGUUGAAUAUGUAACUCUUCUUGCCUUCGAUUGAGUCGAAGUAGUGUACGUUCGACAAUGUAGAAUAAAGUCUAUAUUACCUGUCACAUUUGAUAGAAAGUCAAACAUAAUUUAUCGAAGUCUAAUGUUAUAGUUUGUUUGAGAAUUACUUGGUGGACAAGUAAUCCCAUUAUAAAUUGGGAGAUACUCUACUAUUGUAAAGUGUGUUGAAUAAGAGAAAUUU
Molecule: messenger RNA, 1781 nt
Organism: Vicia villosa (hairy vetch)
Lineage: Eukaryota; Viridiplantae; Streptophyta; Magnoliopsida; Fabales; Fabaceae
Product: UPF0481 protein At3g47200-like
Exons: 2
Coding region: 10-1377 (455 amino acids)
Source: RefSeq, a predicted model, not a curated record